Messenger RNA from Oryctolagus cuniculus (rabbit), 569 nucleotides. RefSeq names its product urotensin 2 (gene UTS2). Gene Ontology annotation, biological process: regulation of blood pressure; blood vessel diameter maintenance. Gene Ontology annotation, cellular component: extracellular region. Lineage: Eukaryota; Metazoa; Chordata; Mammalia; Lagomorpha; Leporidae. Gene Ontology annotation, molecular function: hormone activity. The record is from RefSeq and is a predicted model, not a curated record.
UCUGUUCCUGCUCCACAGCUCGCAGCCGAGACACCAGGGAGCCUCUGGGGGCGCUGGAGCGCACUCCCGUCGUUCUGCAGCCGGGGCCGGAGAUGCUGGGUGCCGGCCGCAGCGCCAGGCUGCGGGAAGCAGGUACGGUGCCUCUCCCGGUGGUCUCCUUGCUCACAUCCUCAGAUCCUCAGACCGACAUUUUCAACCCACGAGGAAAUCUGAAGCAGGCUUUCUCCGGACAAGGUCCAAACAUUCUGCUGAGUCAUCUUUUGGCCAGAACCAGGAAACAGUAUAAGAAACGUGGGACUCCCUCCGAGUGCUUCUGGAAAUACUGCGUCUGAAGGGACACGGCCAUCUAUUAGUUCAGAAACAUCCAGCUCAGAACAUUAAAAAUAUAAAUGCUUGACUUGAAAACAGCGUGAGGAACAACUAGGCAAACCACACCCUGUUAUUAUUUGGAAAAAUAAAUCCUCUAUGUUUUGCAAAGAACAUGAGUGGUUAUUCAUAAACAUUAUCUUAAAACCUGUAAUUUUUAUUUCAAUUCACCCUAUGGAAUUCUUUCAGAACUUAAAAGUGAA